AUGAACACUUCAACAGACUGAAAGAUCACUCCUUUGUUGGCUUGAUUCGUCCAGUUUAUCUUAAAAUCUUUCUCAAAAUUUUAAUCUUUGCAACCCCUUUCGCUCUGAUUUUCUCAUGAGCAUAUAUAUAUAUUUUUUUUGGUUGAACAAGAGCACCCUUUUUAGCUCGCUGUGUGUUUGCUUGAUUGCUUUCGUAGAAAUGGGUUUGAUCUCUUGGUGAAUUUUCUAGCUUAUGUUUUCCGUUUCUGUGCUCUGUUUACGUUGACCCUGGUCACCUCGAAGCUGUUUGAUGAAAUGCCUAGGGAAAGUUGUCUGUUUUGAUACGUAUAUGAUCCGUGUGCUCUACUUUUAGAUUUUGAGUAGUUAUUAAAACCAUUCUUUGCGGAAUGUAUUAUGUUUGGCAUGGAAGUGUGUUAGGUAGGAGGUUACUGUCCUCUUGCGCUGUCUGUUUUGCAGUAAUUGUUCUCAUGUUUGGAGCAAACAUUCAUUUUUUGUAUGAAACACUGGAUGUUAGAUAAUUUGAUUUCGAUUAUUUGGGAUAGGCCCGUAUUAAAGCCUCUUGCUUGUGCUCCACAGGCAUCACCCCCAUCCCCUAAAUGCAUAGCAUAUGAAUAAUCAUGUUGGAAAAACCAUUGAAUUUUAUGUACUUAUCUCAAUUUUUAAGGUGUACAAGAGAUUGCCAUGCAGGUAUUGUGACGUGGAUUCCAGUAUAUCUAGUCAAAUGGGGGAACCAUCAAUUUUUGAUAGGAUGAUGAGUCAUCUCCGAGCAACCAGCAAGUACUAUACGGGUUACCCAAAGGAUCUUGGGCCAUCACGUUUAGUCCACUUCACAUCAGAGCGCGAGUUUGUGCAACUCCUUCAUGAAGGCUAUCCUGUAGUCGUUGCAUUUACUAUUAGGGGUAACUUAACAAAGCAUCUGGACAAAGUAUUGGAGGAAGCUGCUGUUGCAUUUUAUCCCAAUGUCAAAUUUAUGCGCGUUGAGUGUCCAAAAUACCCAGGGUUCUGUAUGACACGACAGAAGAAUGAAUAUCCAUUUAUUGAGAUCUUUCAUAGUCCAGAACAGGCAGCUAAUCAAGGAAGAGCUGAUCCUAGUGUCAUGAAGUAUUCUGUGAAGGUUCUACCAUUCAAUUAUGACCAGAGUUUGUACGGAUUCAGAGAAUUCUUCAAGCGCCACGGAAUCAAGUCUUCAGGUCCAAACUGAACAUACUGGAGAAUGAAGAGGAACUGAGCAGAGCAGAUUCGGCAUCAAGUAGUGGCAGAUUCACUACAGCGUUGUCCUACAGUUGAUUAGUUUGAGAAUUUUGUUCCUUCUUGAGGAUUUGUUGUACAGCAACAAGUGGUCAAUGUGCUGUGUAAUAAUUCUCCUGUAAAUUUGAAAGUUUAGCUUAAGAAUAUUAUACUAUUAGAAUGUCCAAGCACCCAUUGGAACUGGCCUCAGGACUAAAGGCUUGGGGAUUAGCGGCUUAUUACUGUUGUCUUGUAAGUGCUCGAGUUAUCUAUCGUCGAUCGCUGUUUGAGCAUAGUGAUUUCGGGUGCAAAUCUUACCUCGCCAAAAUCGGAUUAAAUGCACUGGGUUCUGUAACUCACCAAGAAUAAACUCUAUUUUGUUUUGAGUUCCUU
Molecule: messenger RNA, 1620 nt
Organism: Punica granatum (pomegranate)
Lineage: Eukaryota; Viridiplantae; Streptophyta; Magnoliopsida; Myrtales; Lythraceae
Source: RefSeq, a predicted model, not a curated record